UCCAACAUUUGCUCCGAAAAGGUGACACAGCGCCACUCGCGGUGCUGCGUCGUGCCUUUUCGAAAACCCUCUCUUCCUCUGUCUCAGCUGCCGCCAUUGAUGCAUCCAAAACCCUACCAAGAGCUUCGAAGUGUCGUACCAGCUCGCUUUUGAGUCUCCUCUCCUUUCCUGCGGGAGUCAAAUGGCCGAUUCAGAUGGGUCGGCAGUUUUCAACACAGUCUUCAUCGACACCAGCCUCGACACCCACCUGGCGACUAUGGUCUCCGAUUCUGAGACUGUUGCCGAUCUCAAAAAGAAGAUAAUGUUUGAACACACUCAGUGCUUUCCGAACAUUGCGGAGAUAAACAUUCAUGCUUUGAAGGUAAAACGCAAAGGAUACUUUUAUCACCUGUCAGAUUCCAUGAUUGUUAAAAGUGCCUUUGUUGGGGUUAAAAAAAACUGGUUUCUUUGUCUUGAUGCUUCUAGUCCAACAAAUCCUAGUGAAUGGCAUUCUGGCAACCCUAACUCUAGAGGUGCAAUACCCAGUUUUGGUGUUGUGAAUUCAGAUGAUAGAAAUAAUCUUCUAUCUGAAGGACCUUCCAGAAGGUUAUCUAUUCUCAAUGAUUCAUCAUUGCUGCAGCUUGAGAGCAGGCGGCAUCUGAGCCAGAAAGUUCCUCAUAACAGCCCGUUUGGUCCAGGAAAUUCUGACUUAGCUUUGAAGGAUUUGGGAAUGAUAGUUGAACAUGAUAAUGAUAAUCACUUGAAGCCUUCAUCAUCUGACACCAAGGGAUGUAAAGCUGAAUUGCAGGAAAAAUGCUACCCAUGCAAUGAAGAUGUAAAUGUCCUACAAAGACUUGCUGAAGGUGAAGAAGCCUACUCUAAAGAUGGGAUUGGUGAUUUGUGCCACAAUAAUUCAUUGGACGAACAGUUGAGAAGUAGGCAUGUUUCAAAGAAAAAGCACAAGGUUAAGAAGAAGAAUGAAGAUGAUGUACAUGACCAUGGUUUGGAAGAGAAUGAUUCUUCAAUUUGUGCCUCCAGUAAAGACACAUCACAACCAGAUAUGAUGCCAGAGAAUUCUUUGGGCAAUGCAGGUAAAGGAAUCUCAAUCAAGAUGGGGAACAAACAUGUUGAUGGUGGACCUGAUGCCAGUAGCAUGUUACAUUCUGAAGUGCAGAAAAAUUGUGUUCUAAGUGAAGAAAAUGUUAGACACAAUGGAAAUUCCAAGAAUGGCAUUGGUGAUGUGCAGUGCAACAAUAUAUUGGGAGUAACCUCAGCAUCUCGCCCUUCUGCAAAGAGAAGGCGUAAAAGUGAAAACGAAAGUGGUGCUGAAUGUCUUUUGGAAGGGAAAAAUGCUUUAAGUAGUAAAACUGGAAUAGAGACUCCCAACCAAGAGAGUGUAAUCCCCACGAGUUCUUUUGAGGACAAGCAGAAAAACAUAAAUAUUGCCACGGAUGGUGUUUCUACUGAAUUUCAGGAGGAUGCCCAUUUGCUGAAUACAAGUGCAGACAAUGAGAAAGGGAAAAGGAGAAAGAAGACAAAAAGGCACCAUGAUCAGGUUGUCAAUGCUGCUCCUUCUCCCAUGAAAGUUAUUGGGGAAGAGAAUUCUGCGAUUGAAAUGCAAAUAAAUCACAAAGAUUCAUGUGCUGAGUUUGGUGCUGCAAUUAUUACUGGGAAAAGUGUCCAGGGUGCGGUGCUUUCUCAACCUUGUGCAAUUACUCCUGAGGAAGAGCUAUGUAAUCUGGUCCAAGAGGUGGGAGACAAAAUGCCCCAUGCAUCACUUGGUGGUGAUUUGAGGGGAGAUGGUGUUGGCAACACGGAAUGCCAAUUUGAUGCUUCAGAAGUGAUGGAUUUAUCUGGAGCAAAAAGAUUGAGUAGCUCAAAGAAGCAUCAUGCUGCUGGUGAAAAAGGCCUUCCUCCACUUGUGGUUAAGGAGCCUGAUAACCUGAAGAAGGAUGUUAUGAUUUCUGGUCAGAAUGAUAAAAAUCCAGAGGAAGGAGAACUGACUAAGAGUCCCAAAGCAAUUUCAUCAGAAAUGUGUGAACCAUUAACUCAGGUUGAGGCAGAAAAGAAUGUCAAGGGAGUGGACUUCUCAUCUAAGUCAUCAGAUGCCAACAAUGUUGUGGAAACUGGGAAUCCUUCUGGAAAAAGACUCAAGUCAAGAGCAAAGAAACAUGUUACUCGAAAGGAGACCAAAUCAGGGAUGGGACAUGCUAAUGGUUUUGUAAGUGGCAUUUCUUCAACCAAGCCCAAUAAAACUUCUGAUGUUGUUAGUGCUGAAUGCUGUCCUCCACCUGUGGUUGAGGAACCUGAGAACCUGAAAAAGGAUGUCAUGUUGUCUGGUCAGACUGAUGAAACUCGUGAGGAAAGAGAACUUCAACAGAUCCCUAAAGUUGUUCUGUCAGAAAGGUGUGAACCAUUCAACCAGGAUGAGACAGAAGAGAAUGUCAAGACAGUGGACAUCUCUAAGUUAGGUGCCAACGGGGUUGUGGAAACUAGGAAUCCUCCUGGUAAAAAAUGUAAGUCGAAAGGGAAUAAAUCUGUUGCAAGAACAGAGACCAAAUUAGGGUUGAAACAAGGUAUUGAGUUUGUGGGUGGUAUUUCUUCUGAUGAGCCCUAUAAAGCUUCCAGUGCUGUUCCUGCAGAAGGCCUUCCUCCACUGGUGUUUGAGAAACCUGAGCACCUGAUAAAGGAUGUUAUAUUUCCUGGAAAGGGUAAUGAAAUUGUUGAGGAAGGAGAACUGCAACGGAGUCCCGAAGUGAUUUCAUCAGAAAGGCCUGAAAUAUUAAGUCAGGAUGAGACAGAAAAGAAUGUCAAAGAAGUGGACAUUUCCUUUAAGUUUUCAGAUGCCAAUGAGGUUGUGGAAACUAAGAAUCCUUCUGGCAAAAAACGCAAGUCAAGAGGAAAGAAAUCAGUUGCUAGAAAGGAGGUCAAAUCCAGGGCGGAGCAUGUUAAUGAUUUUGUCAGUGAGCCCAAUAAAAUUUCUAGUGCUGUUAGUGCAGAAGGCCUUCCCCCACUUGUGGCCAAGGAGCCAGAGAACUUAAAAAAGGAUGUUAUCUUUUCUGGAAAGACAGAUGAAAUCCUCGAGGAAAUAGAACUACAACAGUGUUCCAAAGUAAUCUCAUCAGAAAGGUGUGAACCAUUAGGUCAGGAUGAAGUAGAAAAGAAUGUCAAAGAAGUGGAAAUCUCCAAGUUGUCAGAUGCCAACAGGGUUGUGGAAACUGGGAAUCCUUCUGGCAAAAAAAGUAAGUCAAGAAGAAAGAAAUCUGUUAUUGGAAAAGAGUCAAAAUCAGGGAUCGAACAAGCUAAUAAUUUUAUGAGUGGCAUUUCUUCAACUGAGCCCAAUAAAACUUCAAGUGCUGUUAAAGUAAGAGGCCUUCCUCCAAUUGCAGUCGAGGAUCCUGAUAACCUGAAAAAGGAAAUUUUGCUUUCUGGAAAGACUGAUGAAAUUCUUGAGGAAAGAGAACCGCUACACUGUAUCAAAGCUAUUUUGUCAGAAAGGUGUGAACCAUUAAAUCAGGAUGAAGCAGAAAUAAGUAUCAACAAAGUGGACAUCCCAUCUAAGUUAUCAGGUCCCAGUGGAGUUAUGGAAACUAUUAAUCCUUCUGGGAAAAGACUCAAGUCGAGAGGGAAAAAAUCUGUUGCUAGAAAGCUAGCCAAAUCAGGUAUAGAACAUGCUACUGGUUCUGUAAGUGGCUCUUUUUUGACCGGACCCGAUAAAACUUCUGAUGGUGAUCAUUCCAGUGAUGAAGCCAAGAAAGAGGAAUGCAACUUGUCCCAAAGUGAAAUGACAGAAGUCCCUCAGAUAAGGACAGUAAAUAUUUCUCUUGUGAAUGCUGAUGGGAAAGCUGACGAGGCAAGUGAAAAUGAGGACGAACCGUUGCAAGUGACCCAAAUCAACAAAUCUCAAGAGAGCACUGAAAGAAUGGAUGAGGAUUUAAGAAGAAAAUAUAAAAGGUCUAAAAAUUUUGCUGCAAAAGACCUCCAAGGAUCUCCAAUAAAAGAGCAUGAUGUUCGAACUGGGAAAAAAACGAGGACCCUGGAUUCUCCUUCUAAAACAGUGAGAAAAAAUAGGCAAGGGGAAAUAAGCUCUCUAACUGGAUCGAAGUUGGAAUCUGAGAGAAUUACCAGGGAUGAAUUUGAUUCUUCCCAUUAUCAAGAUAAUAACUGCAGGAUGCCUGUUGAAGCUAAUAUUGCUGGUCAUCCCAUUACAAACAGCCAAAUAGAUGACAGAAAUAAUAUGGAUACUUCUACAUGUAAAAAUGAUGGGGUUAACUUCAGUGACUACUUCUUGCCUAGACAGCACAGGCACGAAGAUGCUUCUAGUAUUGUGGUUGUUGAUCAGUUGAAUAAUGCAAAAAAAUCAGAUAUGGACCUGAAAACUAAAAAAAACACAAAGCAUGACGUAUUUUCUGUUGCUGCCCCGUCUGAUUUACAAAGUUCACUCAAGUCAAAUAAGGAUCCAGGAAAUCGUAAAAAGCCUCAGGAAUUGACUGGCAGCAGUCCACUUAAAAGAUUACUCUCAAAGGGUGAACAUAGCGAACUUCUACCUUCCUCCAACAAAAAGUCUUCAAAUGUUUCUGCAAAGGCAGUGAAAGCCUCACAUUCUCAUUAUGUUAAAGUCAACUCCACUGCUGAAAAAUCCAGAAAGCCCAAUGUUGUUGGUUCUUCUGGCAUCAGUAGAUCUGCCAGUGCUUAUUCAAAGGAAAAACCAAAGGAAGGGACUGAAGCUUCUGCUACCUCAAGCUCUUACUCAGAAAGUUCUGGGGACUUAAUUCCCCCCAAAAAAAAGGGUAAAGGGAAUCGCUCACAUUUGGAUCGCUAUAGGGUGAUUGCUAGAAAAGCUUCCAAUAAGAAUCCUGGGGAAGUUAUGAACAAUUCAGAACAGGACAAGAGCUUGUUAGCUAUGUCAAGUGCGAUUUUCAAGGAUAGUGGUGAGAGUUCUGAGGAUGAAGAUGAGGUUGAGAAUUCUGACACCAGCACCAGAACUCCUUCAGAUUAUUCAUCUUCAUCUGGCUAUUCAAUGGGGGCAAGCAAGGUCAAUUUGGACUUUUCUCAGAAUGGAUCUGAUGGUAGGAAAAGAAAGGACGAAGGUGAAAAACCCAUGAUGAAGUCAAUCCCUUCUGGUUCAAAAGACAUAACUAUGAAUAUGAUCCUGAGGAGUUCUAGCAGGUACAAGAAAGCCAAGCUCACUGCUUCCCAAUCACAACUCGAGGACACCGAAAGCCAGCCUGUUGAUUUUGUUCCAGAUAGUCAAACAAACCUAGUGUACAGUUCAGUAUCAGAAAAGCAAGGAAGACGAAUUCUUCUUUCUCAUCUUCAUCUCUCUGUGUUCUGUGCUCAGAGCUGUCCAUUUCAAUAUGUUUCAUGAUGAUGAUGCCAAUCAAUGGCAACUACCACAUCCAUCCUAGGCGUGGGUAGCUGAUAAGGCUCAUUCCGCAAGGAGAAUAGAAAUGCUGAAUGUUGGGGCGUGACAUCAUGGAUUUAUGUGUGUGCUGAUGAGUGAAGCACUGUAGCCCUCACUUGCCACAGUUUGUGAUCAUCAUGAACCGGCGCAUGCCAUUAUUUUUAUUACAAGUUUGGUAUAUAAAAAAUGGAAUGAGUGAAUAUAUCACUGGAUUUUAUAUGCAUUCCUUUUAAAUUUUCAUCUCAAUCUUUUUCUACUCA
This is a messenger RNA of Malania oleifera, 5643 nucleotides long. RefSeq lists its product as uncharacterized. Lineage: Eukaryota; Viridiplantae; Streptophyta; Magnoliopsida; Santalales; Ximeniaceae. The record is from RefSeq and is a predicted model, not a curated record. The transcript is spliced from 7 exons. The coding region runs from base 182 to 5347 and encodes 1721 amino acids.